AUGCUGCGCGCCGCCGAUCUGGCGGUCGUCAUCGGCGGCACGCUGGAGGCCAUUGACGGCGCCCUGCCCCGCCGCCCGCCCUCCUUCUACCUCACGCAGCCCGAUGCCUUCACCCGCCUCCUGCCUCGCGACUUUGUGCCAGCCGAGCUGCUCGCGCAGGAGGCGGCGCAGCAGGCGGCCACGGAGCAGCAGCAGGCGGCGGCGGGGCCCACUGUGACGCCUGCGGCUGCAGCGGGAGGGGCGGCGGCGGGAGAGGAAGGCCCGCUGGACUGCCUGGAGGCUUGCUGCCUUCACGACGACCUUCACCUGUUCAGCCCCGCGGGGCCCGCCCGCAGCCUGCUCACCUGGGCGCGGCUGCCGCUGCCUCUUCUGUUUGAGGGGACUCAGUUUUGUUACCCCCUGCGCCAGUACACCCUGCCGGCGCCCGCACGCCAGCUGGCGCUGAACCGGUGUGCGGCCGCUGGGUGGGACUCCUGCCUCUGGCAUCCCAACCUUCCUAUCCUGGCAGCACGCUCGGACUAUCGACUGACACUGCUGCAGCUGGCGCCGGUGGGCAGCAGCACCGGCGAAGAGGAGGAGGGGGAGGAUGCGGAGGAGCGGCGGAGGGAGGUGGGCCGGCGGCGGCGGCGGCGGACAGACAGCGGCAGCAUGGGGGAUAGUUCGGGUGAAGAGGAGGCGGGCGAGGAGGAGGAGGAGGAGGAGGAGGAGGAGGAGGAGGAGGAGGAGGGCUGGGAGGAUGAUGGGGGCGGCUUCGAGCUGCGCCAGCUAUGUGUGGCGGCCACGCGGCGCGCCACGGCGCACUGCUGCUGGCAGCGCCAGCUCACGCAGCGCCCGCUGGUGCUGCUGCGGGACGCCUCGCUUCUUGAGGUGCAGCUGCAGGAGGGCAUGCAGGUGGUGGAGGCGUGGCGGGCGCCGGCAGGCACGGUGCCGCAGCGGCUGCAGGGCGUGCUGCAAGUGCAGAGCGCCCCCCAGCCGCGGACAGGCAAGGCCCCCCACUUGGUGCUGGCUCUGCGCGACCGCCUGAGCCGGCUGGACCUGCGCAGCAACAGCCCCGCCCUGCAGCAGUUCUGGCAGUGCCCGCAGGGGCAGCACAUCACCGCCCUGUGCGCCCCUCCCGCUAAAUUCGGCAGCGCCGCCCAGGACGGCAGCCCGCCGCCCAUCGAGCACCUGCUGGCGGCGGCCGUCAGCACGGGCCAGCCUGGCGGCGGCAGCCAGGUGUUACUCUUUGACAUGCGGCGCCCCGCGCUACCUGUGGCCAGCUGGCAGCAGCCGGGCAUGGACAGGCAACUUGCAGAGCCCGCCUCGCUGCUGCGCUGGCUGCCGGCAGCGGCCAGCGAGCCCCCAACGGCGGCAGCUGUGGCAGCAGCGGGCGCCAGCGGCAGCAGGGAUGCGGGGGAGCAGGAGCAGCAGCGCUGGGGCGGCGUGGUGGUGGCGGCCAGCGGCGACAGCGGCCGGCAGAUUUCCGGGCCGGCGAUGCUGGCCCGCGGCGGCGCAAUCAGCGAGAAGCCUGCAGGCAGCGCCGCGAUGGCAGCGCUGCUGGACCGCUUCCAGGCGGCGCUGCAGCAGCAGGAGGACGAGCGGGAGCGGCAGCAGCAGCAGGGGCUGCAGGGGGAGCAGCAAGAGGAGGAGGAGGAAGAAGAGGAGGAGGAGGAGGAGGAGGAGGAGGAGGAGGAGGAGGAGGAGGAGGAGGAGGAGGAGGAAGGGAUGGAUGUGGAUGAAUCCGGUGCUGCUGAUCAGCAGGACAAGGAGCAGCAGCAGCAGCAGCAACAGCAGCAGCAGCAGCAGCAGCAACAGCAGGGGCAGCAGCAAGACGGCUCGGCUGGGCAGCUCCGGCAGCCGCCUGGGGCCGCGGGAGCCUCCGCCUUGAGCACGGCAGGUGCCGACCUGGUGCCAGCCCCGCUGCGGCCGCCUCCGCCCCUGCCGCUCCCGCUGCGAUUCUUGUGGCAGCCAGCGCACACGCUGGUGGUGACGCCGCUGCCGGGCCCGCCGCUGCUGCUGGCGCCGCCCCCGGAGCAGCAGCCCGCGCAGGCGCAGCGGCUGGCGGCGGGGCGGCUGCUGCUACAGAGGCAGCAGGCGGCGGCGGGCGGCACCAUUCGGGUGUCCAAGGUUCCGCUGCCCGGCCAGCGCCCCCGCCUGCAGCUGCUGGGCGCGGCAGCCAUGGCCAGCGACUGGGCCAGCCGCGAGGCGCUGCCGCUGCCGCUGCUCCUCACUCCGCACGGGGACGUGGCGCUGUCGCUGCUGCAGCAGGCGCCGCUGGCUCCCACGGCGCAGCAGGCGGCGGCGCAGGACGGCCAGGCGCCGCAGGGUCCAGAUGCGGUACCGGUACUGCUGCCCGCGGCUCGGGCUGCCGGCGGCAGCGGCGGCAGCAGCGACGAGGAGGGCGAGGAGGGAGCGGCGGCGGCUGCGGCGGCAGCGAAUGGCGUGGGUGGUGGGGAGGAGGCGAUGCUGCCGUAUGUGCGGGGCGUGCCCAAGCCUCUGGUCGCCCUGGUGGCUGCUGGCGAGCUCGGGCGUUGCGGCUGCUGCGCCUCCUGCCUGGCCACGCGCUCCGGCUGCGCCACCGUGCGCGCUCUGCAGAAGACCGGCCUGAUGCCCGCUACCCAGCGUGGCCACAGGCUAAGCGAGGCUCGGCCGCUGCUGACGGUGCCGGCGGGGGAGCACGGACGGAGCAUCGUGCAGCUGCCGCUGCACUUGGCCUUGGCGCAGCAGCUGCUGGCCGAGUGGCAUGGCCCGCCUCCCACUCAGCAGCAGCAGCAGCAGCAGCAGCAGCAGCAGCAGCAGCAGCAGCAGGCGCUGGAGGCGGUGCUGCGGCAGCUGCGCCGCCCCAUCUCCCUGCACGAGCUGUUUGCUGCGGUACAGCUGCAGCAGCAGGUGGAAGCUUACGAGUCCGCCAGCAGCAGCAGCAGCAGUGGGAGCAGCAGCAGCGAGAGCGAGGAGGGGGAGGAGGAGGAGGAGGGCGGCGGCGGCGGCGGCGGCACGAAGGGUGGGCAGGGGCCCGCGCCAGCGGGAGCUGCCGGGGCAGGGGCGCAGGCGGCGGCUGCCAGGAAGCUGGAGCGGCAACAGCGGCGGGUGCGCCGCCGCCUGCUGCGCGACUGGCUGCGCGCGCGGCGGCACGAGCAGCGCCAGCAGCAGCAGCAGCGGCAGGAGGCGCUGGCUGCGCUGCUGGCAGGUGAGGCGUCUCGGGGCGGCGCCGCCCCGGCGUCUGCCGCUCGCGCAGUGGGCGGCCGGGCGGCGCGCGGGGCCAGCCCUCAGCAGCGGCAGAAGGAGCGGCGGAAGCAGCGCAAGCGCAAGUCUGCUGCCGCGGCCUCGGGGCAGCGCCUGGAGCCAGGCAGCGCCGCCCUGGAGGCGGCGCUGCAAGCGGCGGGGCUGCUGCCGCUGCGGCGGCCGCGAGGCACCGCCGCCGAGGCGGCGGCCGCGCCCUUUGGGCCGCAGCAGCAGGGGCGCAGGCUGCGCGAGGCGGCGGCGCCGCUGCUGCCGCCUGCCGCUUUCCAGGAGCAGGUUGCUGCGGCGGUACAGGACCUGGCCGUACCAGCAGCGGCGGCUGGCGCAGGAGAAGACGGCCUGCAGGAGCAGCAGGGGCCCUUCGAAUGGCGGCUGCAACCCCGCAGCUAUGCUGUGCACGGCACGGCUGGCUGGGCCGCCUCGAGCGGCGCACUCGAGCGGCAGCCACGGCAGCAGGCACCAGCUGCAGGCGGGGCAGGCGAGCCCAGCGCUGGCAGCGAUGUGCCGCUGGCUGCCCUGCUGCCGCCGCCUCGGGUGACAGCCGCGGGCGCGGCCGCCUCUGUGCUGCUGCCCGUGCAGCAAGCAGCGGCGCAGGAAGGCCCCUCCACCUCCGCGGCCGCGGCGGCUCGGCCAGCCGGCGGCGGCAGCAGCGGGGGCACCCUGCUGCGCCUGCGCCAGCCGGAGGAGGCUGUGAGCGCCGAGGCGGCGGCGGCGCUGCAGGAGCUGCGGGCAGCCUGGGAGCCGGCGGCUGGCUGA
This is a messenger RNA of Chlorella variabilis, 3975 nucleotides long. RefSeq lists its product as hypothetical. Bases 1 to 3975 code for a protein of 1324 amino acids. The transcript is spliced from 13 exons. Lineage: Eukaryota; Viridiplantae; Chlorophyta; Trebouxiophyceae; Chlorellales; Chlorellaceae. Gene Ontology annotation, molecular function: histone H3K4 methyltransferase activity. Gene Ontology annotation, cellular component: Set1C/COMPASS complex. The record is from RefSeq and is a predicted model, not a curated record.